This is a messenger RNA of Corticium candelabrum, 501 nucleotides long. RefSeq lists its product as uncharacterized. The transcript has 3 exons. The record is from RefSeq and is a predicted model, not a curated record. Bases 2 to 361 code for a protein of 119 amino acids. Lineage: Eukaryota; Metazoa; Porifera; Homoscleromorpha; Homosclerophorida; Plakinidae.
AAUGAAGAGGUUGUCGAUUUUAGCUGGUCUGCUCGUCGCUCUAUUUCUCGUACAUGAAAUUAUUCCGUCUACCGGGAUAGUCUUCAGUUUCAAGCGCUUUCCGUUCAAAAGAAAACCCAAGUUUGAAAGACCGUAUCGAAGGCAAGAGGAUGUAUGUGAAAGGUCGGAUGAAUGCGUCAACUCUGCAGGCAUCGAGAAGGUGAGAUGCACACGGAUGUGCAUCUCUUCCUUCUGUUAUGACGAAAUUUACCGGUUUGAUGAGCUGGAAGAGGGAGAAAUCGACAUUCGUUUGUCGUCCUUCAAAGGAUGUUUCACACAAGAAAGAAAGAAGGCUAGAAUAUUGAAAGACACCAACCUGUAAUGUUAUAAUGAUGAUAAAGAUAGUAAGGACAAGUUGAUUAGACUGACAUUGUAACUCAAGUAAAAUGUUUUGUUUUAUGAUGUGCCUAUCUAGAGAACUAGCUGUACUUGAUUUUAUUCUGAAAUAGAUGGUUUGGACAA